ACCGCUCACACUCUUCUCGCCCCACCAUAGGAGAGCGUGGCAGCAUCUCGGCCGGUCGUGUCCCCUCUUUCGUCUCAUUCAACCCAUCCCCUCCACACAGGGAACGAAAGCCGAGAACGAAGAGGGAAGAAAGCGGCUACGGUGGGGCAUCGAGGAGGAAGGAGAGAGCGAGAGCGAGCUAUCGGGCCGUCGCGCAAAAGAGCGAGAGACAAAAAACGGAAAGAGGGAAAGGUGGGAAAAGGACGGGAGAGCGAGAGAAGCCCGACUCUCGACGAGGGACGACGACUCAUGGACGGAGGGAAGGGAAGGGAAGGGAAACGCAGGGAGCUGCGUUAGCCGAGCCCCACGGACGACUCACCAUAUUUUAUUGUCGCGUUUGCCGACGCUAACCGCCGGCUCCGUGCCCGAUCGACGAAGUAGGAUGCCGACGACGACCCGUGCGGGAAGAGAAGAGAGCCACGCACGACACCCGGCGCGCUAAUACGAGAGCUACCCGCGGAACGAAUUCGCGCGCGGGUGUGCACGAGGUGGUGCGGCGAGAGCGUGUGGCAUCGGCGCUCGGCAGAGGUGGUGCCCGUACCCCCACUACACCGCGUGUCGCACCGACCUGGACCCUCCCACCCGUCUCGCCGAGGGCAAACCAUCUCGCAAAAAUCGUCCCCCUUUCCGUGGAAGGAAAAGAACCACGGCGACGACUCUGCCACUGCCACCACCACCACUACCAUCAUCACCACCACCGUCGUCGUCACCGUCACCACCACUAGACUCGGCGCGGCGAGUUUCGAGCGUUUCUCUCGUCAUCGGGCCACCACCACUAGCGCGAUACUAUCGUUACCGCCAGCGCCACCGGCACUGUGUACCCGUCGCCUCCUCCUACGACACCGCGAUCAACCGUCAUCUCGCGGAACGUGGGGUACAGGCGGCAACUUACAGACUUACCGCGGCGGACCACGCUUCGUUCGUCCGCGAGAGACAAGCAGGAGCGUGCAGGGCACACGCGGAAUCGGGCGACGCGCGCGCGAUACGGCCCACCGACCACCAGUGCUUUAAUGCCCGCUUGGUGAACGUGAAGCGAAUUCGUGUCUCUCCCGUUGACGGUCGCGUGGAAGUGAACACCAAGAUAACGAACAAACGUACAGUUGGACUGUUGUCACGUUGGCCGUUGCACGAGAAAAGGAGUCCUACGGAUACAAAGUGAGAGAGAGAGAGAGAGAGAAAGAGAGAGAGAGAGAGAGAGAAAGAGAGAGAGAGAGAGAGAGAGAGAGAGAGAGAGAGAGAGAGAAAGCAAAAGAGACGCAGGAAAACAGAAGCAAGACAUUGAAACGGAGCAAGAACAGCAACACAGUGUCCGGUCCCUGUUGCUGUUGCGUUGGCGAGCACGCGACGGAAGGAUCGACACGCGCCGCCGUCAUCAGUUCAUACUUGGCGCUUUCGCGGUGCGCGCGAUCGGUAGCGCCACGAUCGGAGGUAGCCGCGAUCGGCACGCGCGAGCGAGAGAGAGAGAGGAGGGAACAAGAAGACGCGUGCGGCAUCUCUCUUUCGCGAGCGUUCGGAGCGCGUGAUUGCGCAGGCCGCCAGGCGACCGGCUGCGUGGAAGGACCGCGAGGGAUAAAAAGAGACGGCCGGUGUGCGCGAUUCACAUCGUCCUCGCCGUUCUCCCUCAUUCCCUCAUCACUCUCUCUCUCUCUCUCACUCUCUCCCUCUCUCUCUCUUUUGCCUUCCUCUGUCCUCCUCCUUCAUUCCUCUCCUUUUUCAGCGGUGUCCCUCCGACACCCUCGCGCGCGCUCAACCUACCACUCUGCCUCUCUCUUUCUCUCUCCCUCUCGGCGAUUCCCCCCUCCCCCUGACCCGUCCCGUCCCUCUAACGCUCGCUCGUUCUCGCUCCCUCCUCCCUCUAUCCCGUUCACCCUUCUCGCUCUCCCUCACCGCGCGGCCGUCUCGCUCGCGCUCGCGAUCCGUGUACCUCCGCCUUCCUAUCCGCCGGAGCGGAGGACUGGAUUCCGUCGAAAAGAAACGACGAUUCGGAGGAUAGUCGCGACCGAUCAUAGCUGGCGCGUCGAUCGGAUCAACGGAGUGAACUAGCCCGUCCGCGACUAACCGCAUCGCGCGCUACCGCGAGUCGCGACAAGUGCCACGCAUCGCGCGACGCGCGGCUCCUCUCUCUGUGUGUGUGUGCCCUUCGUGAUCUUUUUUUUCUUUUUUUCCCUUUUUUACCGCGACACUCCGGGGGCCGGGUGCCGGCAGAGGAGCUCGCGCUUUCUCCUCGCUCGCGAGGACCGUUGUCCAUCCUCGAACACCAUCGACGACGACGACAACACGCUCGAGAGUGAUCGGAGAGAGAGAGAUAGAGUGCGUGACCACGACCGCAUCACGACCGGCCUGCACUUUUCCACGCAAUCUUGCCUCGCGAGUGCACUCGCGACAACGACAACGACGACGGCCACGAGGACGAGGGCAACGAUACGUAGCGGUUCCACGAGGACCGCACCGGUAGACUGGCUGUCGUCGGUCGCCCUCGCGCCCUCGACCUGUUUCGCCCGCGUGUGACAGUGCGCGAGUGCAUAUGCCGGCAACGGACCGUCGCCGAUUUCGACCGGGCGGCCAGUCGCGACGACGGGAGUGCCGUCGACGCGAGUAGCACCCCCGCCGCCCCCCCGGGGUGGCCGGUGGCACACGCGUCAGGAGGACAGAGAGGGUUUCUCGCGCCUCCCCCGUACGCGUACGCGUAAUACGGCGCGCUGGUGAGAAUAGGGCAAGGGGCAAAAGUGUGACACGCGAGAGUGCAACUGCGACUGGGUAGCCCAGGACGGUUCGUAUACCAACGAACGGCGAAUGCCGCGGACUUCUCGGAACGAUGAUCGCGUAGCGGUGCCCGACCCAUCACGGCCCUGAGCGGCCGACACAUCAUGUCACAGUUCUCUUUCCGAGGAUCGCCAAAUCUACAGUGUCCUGUGACUGUGACCUCGUCGUUGGCGCCGUCCUCGGGUUCGCCUGCAACCGGUGCGAUCUUGAGCGCGGGCGGCUCGUCCUUGGUCAGCAGCGUAGCCGCCAGUACGACGACGAAUCAUCCCCUGGACGUAGCCGGUCUGUCGCAAGCGAGGAUGGCGGUGACGAGUGCAAUCGUGAGACCGCCCGGCAGCCCUACUACCUCGGUUAGCCCGUCCCAGGGUCAUCCGCCGCCAUCGGCCGGCGGUCCCACCGCGGCCAGGUGCUGCGAUACCGGUCGGCCGAUCUUCACGGAUCCGCUGACGGGCCAGACCGUCUGCUCCUGCCAGUACGAAUUGCUGGGCGGCUAUCAGCGUCUAGGUGGCCUACCCACGGCCGCGCUCUCCAUGUAUAGCGCGCCGUACGCGGCCGCCGCCGCUGCGGCGGCGUCUGAGGGCAUGUACUUUCCCAGCUUGAGCGCCGAGCAAGCACCUUUCUACUCGCCUACGGCCGCCGGUCUAGAUCUCAAGGAAAAUCUUGGCGCUGGAGCUGCAGCGUGGCCUUAUCCCUCGGUGUAUCACGGUGUAGCACCUUACGAUGCUUUUGCGAGUUAUCCCUUCAACGGUUAUGGUAUGGAUUUAAACGGUGCGAGGCGAAAAAAUGCGACACGGGAAACAACGAGCACGCUGAAAGCGUGGCUAAACGAGCACAAGAAGAAUCCGUAUCCCACGAAAGGCGAAAAGAUCAUGCUGGCUAUUAUUACCAAGAUGACACUGACACAAGUGUCGACGUGGUUCGCGAAUGCGCGGAGGCGCUUGAAAAAAGAAAAUAAAAUGACGUGGGAGCCGAGAAAUCGUGUCGAAGACGAAGAUAACAAUAACGAAGACGAUGACAGCGGGAGGAAGAGCGUCGAUGAGAAAGAUCGGCUAGAUUCGAAAGAUUCAGGUACAGGUUCCAGCGAGGACGGGGAACGACCGGCGCACCGUUUGGACCUACUGCACGGCGGCAGCGGCGGAUCGGCGGGCGUUCAAGGUAGGACCGAGAGCGAGUGGAGCGAGUCGCGAGCGGACAGCGGCCCGGACAGUCCGGAAUGCCUGUACGAUCAGAGGGAGCCGAGGCAUCCACUGCAGCUGCAACAUCCGGCAUAUCUCACCCCGAAUCACGGUCGGCUGUUACGUCAUCCCUCGCCGGAGAGCACGUCACCGAGUAGCCACCAUCUGCCGCCGAGCACUAGCGCGUCGUCCACGGGCAGCGCGGUGACGACGAAGCCGCGGAUCUGGUCGUUGGCAGACAUGGCGAGCAAGGACGGCGAUCAGCAGAAUACGAAUUCAGCCACGAUGACGGGCCUCACGUCACCCUACAGCGGAACGGGCGGGGGUGGCAUUGGCGGUGGCGGCGGUGGCGGUGGCGGUGGUAGUGGCGGCGGCGCUGCAGGGGCCAAGCUCGUGAGCCCCUUGGCCAGUCGAUUACCGCUUCAUCAUCCCCUCCAUCCUAUACAUCCGGGCACGCAGUUUGUAAGACCGCAUCCGGAUCUUUAUAGGAACUUGUACGGCGCGUCCCACCUCGGCUCCGGUGACAUAUCUCUGCUGGAGACGUACUCGAGGACUCUGGGUGGACUGAGCGGCGUGAUACCGCCAUCCACAGCCCCGAGCAUACUCACGUCCUCGUCCUCGUCGAUCUCCGUUGCUGGUAACGUGAAACCUUUCUCGAUUAACGGGGGUAGCGGCGCGACCGUUGGUACCACCGCCGGAUCGACCGUUUUACUGACCACCGCAUCCUCCGGCCUGUCGCCGUCGUCGUCAUCGACGGCAUCGUCGGGCGGGUCCGAUCAGUCGCCCCAUCCGACGGGCGGCGGUCUCCCCGCGACUCAGGAACUCAAAUCUCCCGGGCGGGUGUGACUCGACGUAGCGAACGAUCGCUAAAGAGACGUUUAUCUCGCGAGCGCGCGCUGUGCACCAGCGGGCGUUUUGUGUGGUGUGGCUGACAAUAAUCAGAGACUUACAACCUUGUAAUUAGUGUACAGUAAAACGGGAGAUGAUGAGAUAAUACUGCCCUAACCAACUCCUCGGUCCUAGUCUCUUCCUUCUUUUUUUUUCUUUCUUUUCCAAUGUCAUCGUCGAUAUUCCUUUUAUCUCCCGUCCCUUUUCCCUCCCGCCCUCCCCUCCUUGUUCCAAAUUUAUUUUCCGUUAACGCAAUUGCUCUCGAUGAAAAGGGAAAGUUCGUAGUACCGACUACCCAUAGUGGCUCUAUCGCGGUAUAACCGUACAACAACUAGCGCGUCAACUCGACACAGUACUAUUACACACACAUAUAAAUAUUAUAAAUAUCUAAAGAUAUACGGUAAUAUAAUUAAUAUUAUUUAUGCGUUUGUAAAUAGUAGAGAGAGGCCCAGUAGAGAAAUCGUCCGGCCAGUGUAUGUAUUGUAUGUAGAGUAGACAAUAUAUUACUAGCCUACCUGAGAUCAUAAUUCAUAUUAAUAACGAUUAUUAUUAUUAUUAUUAUUAUUAUGAUUGUUAUUGCAAUGUUUAUAAUAUUAUCGAUUCACGUCGACUCGGUCGAGCAUGACGAGGUAUGGGUCGUUAAUCGCGGCGACAGAUUGCGAGGGAUCGCCGAAGUGUAUAGAGAUUCUUGGAUUGGUCAGUCCUUGGGUCCUCUUCUUGUAAGUAUCUCCUCUCUUAUUUAUUUCGCUAAAAAUUAUUGGCUCGUGAUAAUUUUUUUCGCAAGAAUGCGGAUAAAGGCUGCCGAAUCGCGAAUCGAUGUGCUUUCCGUCGACUCGCAAAAAUUUAUGACGUCGCUCGCAAUCUGCUGCGAAUACUGAAUUCCGUCGCGUCCCGUCGUCGUUGCGUAGAAAAGGAACGUUCUAAGUUACACGAAGGUGAAGCCACGGGCACAACGGCUGUCAACAUAUCAUGUCAUGUCGAGAGUGAACGAUCGCCAUCACCUUUUAGUCAUUCGUGUCCAAAAUUUCACGCGAACUCGCUGAUGUCACAGUGACACGUGACACCAACGCAGACUGUGUCCUUUCGCAAUAAACGAAUCAUUACGGAAAACAAA
Molecule: messenger RNA, 5979 nt
Organism: Monomorium pharaonis (pharaoh ant)
Lineage: Eukaryota; Metazoa; Arthropoda; Insecta; Hymenoptera; Formicidae
Gene: mirr
Product: iroquois-class homeodomain protein IRX-6
Exons: 5
Coding region: 2907-4823 (638 amino acids)
Biological process (GO): regulation of transcription by RNA polymerase II; cell development; neuron differentiation
Cellular component (GO): nucleus
Molecular function (GO): DNA-binding transcription factor activity, RNA polymerase II-specific; RNA polymerase II cis-regulatory region sequence-specific DNA binding
Source: RefSeq, a predicted model, not a curated record